This is a messenger RNA of Vicia faba (fava bean), 486 nucleotides long. Lineage: Eukaryota; Viridiplantae; Streptophyta; Magnoliopsida; Fabales; Fabaceae. The record is from the annotation of a GenBank genome assembly.
AUGGAAUUUCAAAUAGCAAGAGGAGAAAUUUUUCUAAGAGUCACAGCAAUAUUGUUCUUGGUAUUAACAGUUUGUUUAAUUGCUUUUGAUACUCAAACCAAGGUUGUCUUUUUAGCUAUUGAAAAGAAAGUUACUUAUAAAGACGUGGAUGCUCUCAAGAUCUUGCUGUAUGUUUCAUCUUCAGCUGCUGGAUAUAACAUGCUUCAAUUAUGCAAACACUCUUGUUCUUCAAUAGGAUCUUAUGAUAUGAGCAUGGUUUGGAUUAGUUUGUUACUAGAUCAGAAAAUGGCUUUAGGUGGAGGAGGUCCCCAAAGAGGAAGUGCAGCUGCUACUGCAAGCAUGAGGAGAAGGAAAACAGCAGGUGGUGGAGCCUCUGGAGGAGCAGCUGGAACUAUGCUUCAAUUUUACACCGAUGAUGCUCCUGGACUCAGAAUCUCUCCUAGAUCAGUAAAAAUAUCCUCCCCACACGUGGACCAAAACUUUUGA